UUUAUCGCGGUGAGUCCUCUUGUGAUGGAAACUCCGUUUUCAAGUCAUUUAAAUUCACAGUGAAGUUCAUAAAGUACGCAGAACUUUCACCGUUCUAUCGCCGUAAAACACGAGAUAUGCAAAACACGUGGCAAAAUGUUGAUGAAAUCUGCAUAAAAACGAUGAAGAAACGGAAUAAUGAGAGCAAGACAGCGAAAGGGCGACAAAACGAGAACACAGCUGCAACUGACAAAAACAGCGAUAGAAAGGACGCUAAAGAAGGAACAGUUCUGCACGACGAGAUAAACAAUCAAGGAUUUAGUGAUUGGUUACGAUCUAGCGAUGGCAUUGAAAUGAUGCGGCUCUUCGUCAUCGCCAAUUCGAUUUUGGUGUUUGUGACAAUGGGAUGGCCUAAAAUGCAAGAGGCCUUUACUCUUCUCAAAGAAUAUCUAUACGACGAAAAUUGAACUAUCCAAUACAAAAAAGAAGCUUCUAGAAAUUUCGACGUGACAAGUACCUUCCCCAUGGAUUUUAACAUAAUGAGAAGAAACCGAGAAAGCGACUUACGUGUCAAUGUUAUUUAACCAUCUUCAAUACCUCACAAAACUUAUUGUAAAUACCACUCAUCAUUUUCAAAAACUUGUUACAAACGAAACUACAAAAAUUUAAUCAGUGUCCGAAGUAAUCAUGAUUUCUCUACAAACAACUAUUCAUCUUCGCAAUCUCUUCAUUCGUAAGUCUAUCAGACAUUCUUUUACAAAAAUCUGAUCAACCCUGUCAUCGAUCAUAAUUAUACAUUCUCCCUGUUCAAACGAUCUCUGCUUCAACUUUUAGUCUGACAACCAUUAAAAUUUGUGUUAAAAACUCCCAGUUUCAACAUCAACAUAUCACUAAUAAACCAGCUCUAACAAAUUCAAUAAUUAAAAAA
Molecule: messenger RNA, 907 nt
Organism: Nomia melanderi (Alkali bee)
Lineage: Eukaryota; Metazoa; Arthropoda; Insecta; Hymenoptera; Halictidae
Gene: Xport-A
Product: exit protein of rhodopsin and TRP A
Source: RefSeq, a predicted model, not a curated record